CCGUCACCCUUUCCUCUGCGCUUAUAGUACGCCGCCGCCGACAAGUUUCUGAGGCUUUGAUCCAAAUACUUCAGCUUGGGAUACCUGCUUUCCCACGAAUUCCUAAACACGCGAAAAGGUUCAAAUUACAAGAAAGGAUGUCUCGUUUGUUGGUGUUCUUUCUACUUGCAGUGAUAUCAAGUGGUUCAGAAGGUAAUUUCUUUCGUCGAGUUUGUGAACAUCAACGAAUGACAAUAAACUGCGGCUCGAAGGCCAUCAACAUCCAAAGCGCUACCUACGGACGCACUCGGAGAGGAAUUUGUGGAUUCAGAAAUAAUAGGAACACUAAUUGUCAUGCUGGAACAUCCAUGAUGCUCCCUAAAUAUGAAUGCCAGGGCCAGUCAAGGUGCACAUUGCACGCCAAAAACUCAGCCUUUGGAGACCCGUGCCGGGGCACUUUUAAGUAUCUGGAAGUGAGGUAUGAGUGCGUACCAAAAGCACAAAUAUGCUUCCAAGACUCAAUUUUGCUGCGAAUCUGUGAGCACCGCACGCAAACAAUCACCUGUCCUUAUUGGAAACCGAAGAUCAACAUAAUAUCAGCAAACUAUGGCCGUUUAACUGGUCGCCACAUCUGUAGCGGAUCAGUGCGAACCACGAACUGUGGAGCUGCGAGAUCGCACGAUAAAGUGAAAAAAUCCUGCCAGGGAAGACGGAGCUGCCGUUUGAGAGCAUCAAAUGGAAUCUAUGGGGAUCCUUGUGUUGGUACAUAUAAGUAUCUGGAGAAGAUGUCUCCUGUUUUGGCUGUAUAUCUCCUUGCUGUAAUUUUAGGAAGCACAGAGGGAUAUCAUAAAUUUCUUCGAGUUAGCGAACAUAAACAGAUAAAAAUAAACUGCUUCUCGAAAGUCAUCAACAUCCUAAGCGCCUCAUACGGACGCACCCAUGCCCAGAGCCAUUGCCAUGCUGGUACAUCCAUGAUGGUCGCCAGAUAUGAGUGCCAGGGACAGACAAGUUGCACGUUGUGCGCUGAAAACUCGGCCUUUGGCGGUGACCCGUGCGCGGGCACUUCGAAAUAUCUGGAAGUCAAAUAUGAGUGCUUACCAAAAUCACAAAUAUGCUUCCAAGACUCAGUUUUGCUGCGAAUCUGCGAGCACCGUUCGCGAUCUAUCAGCUGUCCUUUAUGCAGACCGAAGAUCAACAUCAUAGCAGCAAACUAUGGCCGUUUAACUGGUGGCCACAUCUGUAGCGGACCAGUGCGAACCACGAAUUGCGGAGCUGCGAGAUCGCACGAUGAAGUGAAAAAAUCGUGCCAGGGGAAACGGAGCUGCCGUUUGACAGCAUCAAAUGGAAUCUAUGGGGAUCCUUGUAUUGGAACCUAUAAGUAUCUAGAGGUCAGAUACAGAUGUGAGGAGUGAUCCCAGGUCAGCGGGCGUCAGAGGCUGAAAGUUCAUGAAACAAAAAUGAUCCA
This is a messenger RNA of Stylophora pistillata, 1444 nucleotides long. RefSeq names its product L-rhamnose-binding lectin CSL3. Gene Ontology annotation, molecular function: carbohydrate binding. The record is from RefSeq and is a predicted model, not a curated record. NCBI's taxonomy places the organism in Eukaryota, Metazoa, Cnidaria, Anthozoa, Scleractinia, Pocilloporidae.